Molecule: messenger RNA, 1329 nt
Organism: Drosophila erecta
Lineage: Eukaryota; Metazoa; Arthropoda; Insecta; Diptera; Drosophilidae
Gene: Erasp
Product: serine protease grass
Exons: 4
Coding region: 16-891 (291 amino acids)
Biological process (GO): proteolysis
Molecular function (GO): serine-type endopeptidase activity
Source: RefSeq, a predicted model, not a curated record
UGUCAGAUCGUACAGAUGUGGGGCGCUAUUGUAGCGAUCACAGUUCUUGUCAGUGGAGUCCUUUGUUCUCUGGCCAAUGGGGAAUACUUGGAACCAAGGUGCGGCGUUACGGGUGCGAUGCUCGGUUUCAAAAUAACCGGAGGCACUGCUGCGAAAAUAAACGAUAAUCCCUGGAUGGCCUACAUCCAUACCUCCGUCCGUUUUAUCUGCGGAGGAACUCUCAUUACCACGCGUUUUGUCCUGACAGCAGCGCAUUGUGUUAGAGACGGAAUAGCGAUAAAGGUGCGACUCGGGGAGUACGAUGAUACCACGACAGAGGACUGCGACAAUAAGGUCUGCAUCCCAAGAGCUGAGGAGUACGACGUGGACAUGGCAAUCCGGCAUGGAAAGUUUUCCGGGCGACGAAACUAUAACGACAUCGCGCUGCUUCGCUUGGCUGCAUUUGUGACAUUGAAAGCUCACAUCAUGCCCAUCUGCAUCAUUUUGGAUACCUCGAAGAGGGAAAAAUUCGAUAGCGUGCAGCAGUUUAUUGCCACCGGCUGGGGUGUCACUAAAACGAACAGGACAGGAGGUGCUCUGCAGACCACACAUCUCCAGCGCUAUGAUCCAGCCUAUUGCCUCCAAACCCUCGGCAGGAAGGUGCAGGAGAACCAAUUCUGCGCCGGACGCGUUGGUAGCGAUACGUGCAACGGGGAUUCCGGCGGCCCGCUCCUCCAGAACGUGAAACACAUGCACAAGAUGCGUGCCGUACAAUUCGGAGUGGUCAGCUACGGCAUCGAGAAUUGCUCCGGAAUCGGGGUCUACACCGAUGUGUACAGCUAUUCCACUUGGAUCGCCACCGUAGUGUACCAGAAAACCCAUGUGCCGGCACCAUUUAUACCUAGCAUUUGAUCUUGUUUCAAUAUGAAUUACUAAUCAAUUGUAAAAUAGUUGUAUUGCGUUAGAGAAAUCCUUUUUGGGGAAGCUUGUAUUUUGCUUGCAUUUUCCUUUUGCAGUUUAUCAAACGAUCGAGGUCGCAUACUACAGAUAUUGUGUUUGUGUACAUAUACAUAAUAAUUUCUUUGGAAACAAGGAUUAAACUGUAUUUCGUUCUGUAUUGCAUUUAAUCAAUAUGUUUAGUUUCGUUGGAAAAAUACAAAGUAUACAGUGAGAAAAAUCGGAGCGCGUUCAAAAAAUGCUAAUGGAUCACCUGUUCAUAUUCUGUUUAGUAAUGUCGUUGAGUGUUUGAAUGUAAGCUAUGUAAACUAUUUUCUUGAAAAUUAAUGUCUUAAAUUCCAUUAUGAAAUUUGUGCCAAUUGUCAAAGUCAAAUUAAAACAGCUUGACUGAAA